UACAGUAAACGAGAUACAGUAGGCUAUACAUAUAGUCUAUGCACUAUGUACACAUAUUUCUGUAAAACUCUGAUCUUGUAUUUUAAUAAAUACCUAUAUAUUCCUCUCUCCUCUUAAGGUGCAAGAUGAUGAUGCAAACGUUAAAUGAACUGGCCCACCUGAGAGACUCUAGGUUCGGUCAACCCUGGCCCAGACAUGGACUCAAACUCCUCUACUGGUUCGCCAAUGACUGUUUUUCUUUUAGCAAUGACAAUGUCAUGAUCUCUGAAUGUGACCUAGCCGACGGAGACUUUGGUUUUCACCUUUUUGAGAACAGAUAUGACGAAAAUGGGGAUAAACUUCUUCCAGACAUAGACUUCCCUUACUAUGUGGUUGGCAAUCUAAAUUCACCAGGAGCUGAAGAACUUCCUGAAUACAUCUCAGAUAAAUAUAAUUACGAGUACAACAGCAACACAGACCGGAUUAUUGUCAGUCUCUACGAUGAGGAGUGGUUUCAUAGAGUUUAUGUGACUCAACACCGCAACCGAUCAAACGACUACAAUCCAAACGCCACUUACCGGAUCUCCAGAGGCCUUCUCAUGAUCAUCAGGAGGAUGUGUUUAGAGCACUUUCUGGAGGAGAUGGAUUAUUGUACAUCCAUUCUGCCUGUCAUCAAUUACAGACCUCAAACUACAAACACAUUCAGUCUAGAUUUCACUGCGGUCACUCCAUCAUCCAGUGAUUCAGAUGACAGCGAGUCUCCUGCAGCAAUCCAGUUAGAUGACAACAAGAUGACAGGUUACUGCACAGCCAUACAGCCUAUAUUACCAACGGCGGUCACCAGUUACAGACCUCAAACUACACACACAGAUUUCACUGCGGUCAGUCAGCCAUCCAGUGGUCCAGCGCACCAUGAGCCUCUUGCAUCACCGAGAAAUUACACCAAAAUCCAGAUAGAUAAUGACAAGAAUACAGGUUAUUAUCCAUACAUCCCGACGCCUGCCAUCAAUUACAGUCCUCAAACUACAAACACUGUCAGUCCAGAUUUCACUGCGGUCACUCCAUCAUCCAGUGAUUCAGAUGACACUGAGUCUUCUGCAACAAAAAACAAUGACACCAUAAUCCACAUAUGUGAUGACACACCUACACUAAACCCCUCAGAGAAAUUACACAAGAAGAAGGGAUUAUGCAGAAGAUUCUGCACCAUACUUUAA
Messenger RNA from Megalobrama amblycephala (Wuchang bream), 1193 nucleotides. RefSeq lists its product as uncharacterized. The coding region runs from base 126 to 1193 and encodes 355 amino acids. The transcript has a single exon. The record is from RefSeq and is a predicted model, not a curated record. NCBI's taxonomy places the organism in Eukaryota, Metazoa, Chordata, Actinopteri, Cypriniformes, Xenocyprididae.